This is a messenger RNA of Alligator sinensis (Chinese alligator), 909 nucleotides long. RefSeq lists its product as uncharacterized. NCBI's taxonomy places the organism in Eukaryota, Metazoa, Chordata, Crocodylia, Alligatoridae. The coding region runs from base 196 to 909 and encodes 237 amino acids. The transcript is spliced from 3 exons. The record is from RefSeq and is a predicted model, not a curated record.
CCCCGGUGCAGCGCCAGGCCUGGGAACAGCAGCUCCCAUUGUGCCCGCAGACACAGGCCCCGCUUCGUGCCCAGCCGGCGGUGGCAUGGGCUCGGCGCACGCUGGGGGAGAGGGGAACGGGCAGGGGAAAGCCCGGUCCAGCCCUGGCGUCGUGCACGGCAUCCAGCGCGGUGCCCCCAGGGCUGAGCUUGGCCCAUGGCGCCUGCCAAGAGGAACACAAGACGCCCACACAGGCUUGUUUUUCCAACCAUUUCUGCUUCCUCCCAAAGAGGUUUCUUUCUUUCUUUCUCCCUGAAAGAGGCCUGCCAGCCAGCGCCGCGGAUUGUCCUCUCCUGCCGCUGCGCCGCUUCAUUGGCCGGCCGCUUCCUUUUGUCCUGUGGCAAAAUCCACGUCCCCCCGCGGGAGGUGCAGCGGGAGGAAGGGAAGCCCCGGCCAAACGAGCCCGUGCAAGGGACGCUGCGGACGAGGAGGCCCCUGCGGGGAGCCGGGUCUCCACCUCUGCCGAAGCCGAUGGGGAAACGGCCCUGGGAAGAAACCGUGGGAGCAAAUCCCGCGGUAGCGCGGCAUCGGGGCACGCCGCAGGCCUGGGACCGCGUCGUGUGCAUUGAGGCCACAGCUUGCGCUGGCAGUCCCAAGGCUGCUGGGCAAUGGGACCCAAAUGCUGGAGACUUCUGCACCGCGUGUGUCCAGGGAGGAGGCAGCCUGAGCAUGAAAUGGCUCCCCGAGGAUGCCCCUUCCAGCAGGGACCGCAUGGCCCUUUUCCAGUCCUCCGGGACCUGCCCCGAGCGCCACGAGUGCUCGAACAGCCGUGCCCGCAGCUCUGCUACGACCCCGGCCAAUUCCUUCAGUGCCCUUGGAUGCAGCUCGCCCGGGCCUGCCGACGCGAACACGUCCUGUCCGUCCACGUGA